CAAUUGUAAUUGUCAAGGAAACUUCAUUUCCUGUUAGUCCAACCUUGUUUUCUGGCCGAAAGGCAAGUUUCUACCUAAAAAUCCUCAUUCUUCAAACAAUGUACAGUAUUUUUGGAGUAUUAUAGAUUAGAAAGGGUAAUCAAUUUCAAGUUACCAAGGGUAUUUUUGGCCUUUCAUUCAAAUUACUGCUGUGUCCAAAAUAUUGGCCUUCCAUUGUUUAAUCCUAUCCUCUUUACAGAUCAAAGAAAAAAAGCUGUGGAAGUAAAUCUUCCCCUUUACAGCAAUACAGCACAAACCAUCGUUAAGGAAGCAUCUAAAUCAGGCUUUUAGAAGAGCCAUACACACGCAUGUAAAAAGGUAAAGUGGCCUAUCUAGAUGCAUGAUCUUCAUUUGGAAUUGUCUUGAUAAAGUCACUGAGCAUAUAAGUAUCACAGGUUUCUGUCCAGCAAUUCACAAAAGCAGUUUCUUUAAACUUAUGAUAUAAAAUGAUGAUGGGCUUAGGCUAUAGUCAACUAUCCCUAGGAAGCAAAUGGCUUGUCUUGCUCUUGAAAGUAGGGAUCAUGGUUUUGAUCAUGCUUGCUAGAGUAACAUCUGAGGAUGAAUUGGGGAUACCAUCAGCCGGCUUACUAUGCAUCAGUGACUGUGCGACAUGUCCAGUCAUUUGUUCACCACCACCUCCACCACUGCUGAAGUCAUUUCCACCACCACCACCGUCAGUUCAUCACUCGCCACCACCAGUUCCAUAUUAUUACAUCCCACCACAAUCUUACUCUCACUCCCCACCACCAGCAGAAUCAGUACCACCAACAUCUCCAUUGCGGCCACCCCCACCAGCGCCUUCCUCGUAUUCCUCAAAGGGCAGUCCACCACCUCCUUUUAAGUACUUCUACAACGCACCUCCAGGUCAAGGGCCACCUACGGUAGUAGGACCGCACCAGUAUCCCUAUCCUUACUACUACUUCUAUGCAUCAAAGGCCUCUUCUCUUUAUUUUCAGGCCUCCUUGUCACUUGUAAAUAUUGUUAUGUUUCAAUGUUGUGCUAUAAUUGCAUUGUUGAAGGGCUAGAUGUUUAUAUAUUUUUGGGGAGCAAGAGUGACGAUCAAAUGUAAGUGUUAUAAAGGGAAAAUAUGGGGUCUCCAAUGUAGAAAUUAGGAAGCCAUUUGGGCUGUUCUGUUUUUUUUUUAUGUUCUUUUUAUCAUAUCGGUGGUGUUAAGAAAUACACUAUAAAUCGAG
Molecule: messenger RNA, 1232 nt
Organism: Durio zibethinus
Lineage: Eukaryota; Viridiplantae; Streptophyta; Magnoliopsida; Malvales; Malvaceae
Source: RefSeq, a predicted model, not a curated record